UGCAUUUGCGAGCCAAUUUUAUGGUGAACACGGGGCUUCGAGUCCUACAGAGGACCAUGUGAAUUUAUUUGCAUGGUUCCCUACAGGAUUUGAUGGAUGCCGUAUUAGCAGAGAUUUAAUUUCGACAUCCAGAGUAUAAAAAUCGCCAUUCAUUACCGUUUCGAUGAUGGUGGGUGAGCUUUUCCGGGUUUUCCUCACCUCCUCCUUCAUACACGUUUGCCAUAAAGAAGAUCCAAAUUUGGUACAAUGUAUGAUAGCAUCUGUAGAAGACAUCCGUCCUUUUCUUGUAGAUGGUGUUCCAGAACAUAGAAUUCCAAGUUUAGAACCAUUAAUCAUGAAGGAUUUUUUUUCUGAAGAAGCCGCUGGAAUGAAAAUAACAGUCUCGAAUGUCAGCGCAUGGGGAUGUACCGAUUACUUUGUUCGUGGAAUGGAUGUUAAUAUGGAAACCCAUCUGUUUACACUUUAUAUUGAUCUCCCAAAACUUCGAAUAGAAGCUCAUUACAGUGUGGAUGGUAAACUACUCGUGUUGCCUGUAAAAGGAGAUGGAAAUUUAGAAGCUAACAUAACUGAUGCACAUGCAAGGGCACAAUUAGCUGGAGAAAUAUAUGAGAAAGAUGGAGAUAAAUAUCUGAGGUAUAAAAAUUUUGAUCUUCAUGUUGAUGUAGGAGGAGGAAACGUACGUUUGGAAAAUUUGUUUAAUGGCGAUAAAGUAUUGUUGGGAAUGAUUAAUGACGUCGUCAAUAAAAAUUUCGAUAUGUUUAUAAAGGAACUAAUGCCAAUUAUUGAAAAAGCAUUGGCAGCAGUCUUUAAAGAAGCUGCGAAUGCAAUUGUGGAAUCUUAUACUUACGAACAACUAUUUCCAUAGAUAUUAUCAGCUCGACAGAAGAUUGAUAAGGAUACAAACUGUUUUUUUAAUUUUUAUAGAGACUUUUAUGAAACAUGUUAACUAAUAAAUCCACUAAAUAAGAGGACUAA
Psylliodes chrysocephalus is the source of this 975-nucleotide messenger RNA. The record is from the annotation of a GenBank genome assembly. NCBI's taxonomy places the organism in Eukaryota, Metazoa, Arthropoda, Insecta, Coleoptera, Chrysomelidae.